UGCAGAGAGAGUAGAUGGGCUCUGUUCGGUGGGCUUUUCACUGUGGGUCGUGGAAACCGUGCAGGUCCGACUGGCUGUUUGCUGCUCGGUGUGUGCAACCGGAAGAGAAAGACAGAAUCGGAGAGUUUUUGUUUGCAAAAGAUGCCAAAUCAGCCAUGGCUGGCAGGCUGCUGCUCAGGAGGUUUGUGUGUGAGAAGAUGCAGAUUCCCUGGUCAGAGAUCCGACUGGGAAGAUCUCCGAGAGGGAAGCCUUACCUGGCUGCACCACAGGAGGUGUGUUCAGAUUCAGGCUCUGAGUCUCGGGACUGGAGUUUCAACCUCUCCCACCAGGGGGACUAUGCUGUGCUCGCUGCAGAGCGGGGGAUGCAGGUCGGCGUGGAUAUCAUGAAGACCACCAUGCCAGGUACCAGCUCUGUGCCCGAGUUUUUCCGCAUCAUGACUCGUCAGUUUACCGCGUACGAGUGGAGCGUCAUCCAAUCAGCCGGCUCGGAGCACCUGCAGCUCGCCGCGUUCUACCGCCACUGGGCUCUGAAGGAGAGCUUCAUUAAAGCAAUCGGCACUGGGCUGGGCUUCAAUCUGCAGCGGGUGGAGUUUCACCUUCCCUCUGAACCAUUGACACAGGGCCGGGCAAUGCGCCAGACGAAGAUGCAUCUAGAUGAAGAGGAAGAAGUGGACUGGAUAUUUGAGGAGAGCUUGCUGGACGCUGACCAUCAUGUUGCUGUGGCUCUUGGAGCGGCAAACAAACCAGGCUCUGCACCUCUUCCUUCAUCGCUCCCUCCUCCCACCACUUUCACGCUGCUGUCGUUCAGCGACCUCAUUGCUUCAGCCUCGCCUUUGACAGAGGAAGACGCCGCCUACUGGGACAGCUUCAAGACGAAGAACGAGGCACCACAGAGACAGAGAGAUACACACACAUCCACGACUGUCUCACACUGACACAAACCACAAACACGCAACUUUCUAAAGCUGCUUUCUCAUUCAACACAAGUCCAGUCAAGUUUAUUUAUUAUAUGCAAAAUCACAGGUUUGUCUCAGUGGACCGAAGAACCUACACAGCAUGUCGACUUAACUUUAUACAUCUGAUACAGACUCCAAAAUCCUGUUCAGCCCAUCCAAAAACUACGGCUCAGUGGACUGAUGUGCUGUGAAGUACCUGACUUCCUGUGAUGAUCUGUAUGAA
Molecule: messenger RNA, 1179 nt
Organism: Scomber japonicus (chub mackerel)
Lineage: Eukaryota; Metazoa; Chordata; Actinopteri; Scombriformes; Scombridae
Gene: aasdhppt
Product: aminoadipate-semialdehyde dehydrogenase-phosphopantetheinyl transferase
Exons: 7
Coding region: 15-935 (306 amino acids)
Cellular component (GO): cytosol
Molecular function (GO): magnesium ion binding; holo-[acyl-carrier-protein] synthase activity
Source: RefSeq, a predicted model, not a curated record